AUGAGUAAUCCCUCCCUUCUAAACGAGGAACUUGUGUAUGGGAUUCUAUCUUUGUCACAUUGGUGCAUUUUUCAUAUGAACAAAGCCAAACAAGUUGUUGAAACAUGGGAUAGGCAAUUUCAUGGUUCUCCACGUGAGAAAAGAUUGGCAUUUCUGUAUCUUGCAAAUGAUAUUUUACAGAACAGCAGGCGAAAAGGUUCUGAGUUUGUAGGUGAAUUCUGGAAGGUUCUUCCAGAUGCUCUUCGAGAUGUGAUUCAAAAUGGAGAUGGUUUUGCCAGGACUGCGGCACUUCGGCUGAUUGGUAUAUGGGACGACAGAAAAGUCUUUGGUUCUCGUGGUCAAAUUCUUAAGGAAGAGUUUGUUGGGAGACAUGUGGAAAAUACUAGCCGAGAUGUGAAGCCUACAAACAUGAAACUGAGGCCAUCUGCAGGGAAUGCAUUGGAAAAAAUAGUUUCAGCUUUUCAAGUUGUUUAUGGAGGGCAAACAGAUGAAGAUGCCAUACUGAGCAAAUGCAGGAAUGCCAUUAACUGUCUUGAUAAAGCAGAUAAAGAAAUAGUUUCAGUAGGGCAAUUCAGUGGUUCGGCACUAGUGGAUGAGCUCCAGGGCCAUAAUUCUGUACUGAAGGACUGCAUUGAGCAGUUAACAGCCAUUGAGUCAUCUAGAACUGCUCUUCUGUCUCACUUGAGAGAAGCUCUUGAAGAUCAGGAAUUCAAGCUGGGUCAAGUCCGUAACCAGAUUCAGGCUGCACAUGUUCGGUCAGAUCGGGUGACUAACAUCUGCCAACAGUUACUUAAUGGCAAUAACAUCCAGUCGUUAGCUGAGCAGAGCUCAAAGGAAAUUCAAACCUCCAUGUCAUCUGCAAGUUUUAGUAUUUCUAGUGAAAGGGAGCAAUCUGCUCCAUUAAUGUACACACCACAGGUGUCAUUUUCACAAAAGUCUGGGCAUAUUGAGGAAGAUACUCGCAAGUCUGCAGCUGCGGCAGUGGCAGCAAAACUGACUGCUUCAACAUCCUCUGCCCAGAUGCUAUCAUAUGUGUUGUCCUCCCUAGCAUCAGAAGGUGUCAUAGGGAAUCAGUCUUCAGCUGAUUAUCACUCUGAGAAGAGGACGAAGCUAGAGAAUGACCAGCAGUCCUUUAUACCAUCUCAGAAUCCUCAACAAUCACUUCCUUCCUUUUCUCUUCCUGAUUCUAUUCAACAUAAUGCUCCUACAACCAACCAACAAUCUACUCCCAAUGAACCACCACCUCCACCCUCAUCAUCACCUCCCCCAUUGCCUCCACCGCCACCACCACCAAUGUCACAGUACCCUGUACCACCAUUCAUGCAGACAGCUGGAUCCAUUAGUAGUAUGGCAUACAGUUAUGGCAUGACACAACAGCCCUCAAUGGUAGUCUAUCCCGGUGUUGGUACUUCCCUGAAUGGUGUUUCCACUUUUACCCCUCCUCCAAUGAGUACAUAUCAGGGUUUUCAGGGUUCAGAUGGAAAUUACUAUAACCAGGCAUCAUCAAUGCCUAUGACCCCAAUAUCUCGACAAUAA
Sphenostylis stenocarpa is the source of this 1536-nucleotide messenger RNA. Lineage: Eukaryota; Viridiplantae; Streptophyta; Magnoliopsida; Fabales; Fabaceae. The record is from the annotation of a GenBank genome assembly.